UAUAAAAUAAAGUCAACUUUUUGUGUGUGUUCGCUAACAGGCCGUGUCUUUGCACCGAAUUUAACCAAACUUGCACACAUUGUUAAGUAGGUAUUGAAGAUGGUUUCCGUAUAGUUUGGAUACCUAUUGGUGGAUAGGGUCUCGAGAUAUAGGUCAAAACAUGGAACCGGGUAACCUUUGGAUGUGUAUAUACAAUAUGGGUAUCAAAUGGAAGCUGUUGGUGAAUGCUUUAGUACAGAGUAUUUUUCAUGUCGCUCCGUGACUGGGGUCUCGAGAUAUAGGUCAAAACGUGGACCCGGGUAACCUUUGUUGUGUAUGUGCAAUAUGGAUAUCAAAUGAAAGCUGUUGAUAAGUGCUUUAAUAAGGGGUAAUUUUCAUACCAAUUGAUUACUAAGGUCUCGAAAUAUAUGCCAAAACGUGGACCCGCCGGGUCUUUGCACCGAAUUAAACCAAACUUACACACAUUGUUAAGUAGAGUAGAAUGGGGUAAGAUAGGUAUGGGGGCACAAUAGGUAGGUGGGGUUUUCGUCGCACUGUUUUUGCAGAGGUCACUCGUCUUAUGUGAAUUGAAUACGUGGUGGGGAACAACGUUUGCGACUGUCAUUUCGGCCGUCACCAUUCAUUAGUUAUCCUAGUUCUGGCGUCGUUUAGUUUUUUGUGAGCUUUUCUCCGACAUAGCAUUUUUUUUAUUCUACGGUGCAGUGCAUUUAAUGUAUGUAAAUAUUUGUCAGGUGAGUUUUAUUUUACGUAGAAAAUAAUGCUGAACACGAAUAAUGUGUUAGUUUUUUGAUAUUAUUGUUUUAAAAAAAAUAUCGACACUAACAUAAAACAUGUGCUUGGGGGCACUAUAGGUCAGCCGUCUGGGGGCAUUAUAGGUCACUACUUUUAAUUGAAUAAAAUAAAUUUGAAUUGUUUUUGCAGCAAAAUGGUGCGUAAUUAUGUGCGAAAAACGCCGAAACGAAAUGAAGAGGAUGUAAAAAACGCAAUCGCGGCAGUCCGAGAUGGCGCUAGUGUUCGAUCAGCCUCUAAACAAUUUAAAAUUCCGUUCGAAACAUUACGUGCUCGCGUGAUGAAUUAAAGAAAAAUUCCUAACUUUUAUAACAUGUGCAGUGUUCAUACGCUAUAAAUAAAGCCAUGUACAUUGUUCUUUUCCUCUCACACAUAGUGACCUAUCGUGCCCCCCGAUUUUGAAAAUAUCGAAAAAAAGUACCUUUGUCUUAUUGAAUGCAGCUUCCAAAAAAUAUUUAGCCAAACAUAAGUCAGUAUAACCAAAAUGUUAGCAGAUAAAUAACCUUUCAAAAUCUUGCUUAUUUUUCAAAAUCAAUGCAAAAACACCGUAGCAAGAGCUCUCCAAAAAAAAAUGACCUAUCUUACCCCAUUCUACUCUAAGUAAUGAAAAUGGGUUUCGUAAAGUUUGGUUGUAAUUCGGAACACUGGCAAUGCGUACAGCGUUCUUUUGAACCAGCCAUAAUGUCGUUUACUUUUUAAACGCUUGGGGCGGAACUGAACUGUCAAAUUGACAGUGUGAGUUACAAUGUGUCAAUAUUUCUUUCUGAUUUGGACGCCAUAAGGAGAAGACGUAAGUGCAAAGUGUAAAAAUUUUUUGUGAAUUUUUUUGGAGUGGAUUUUGGAACAGUGAAUAAUUUUUUACGAAAUUUGAGAAUUUAAUGUGAAAUCCGAAUGUUCAAAUGAACCCGGAACAUCAAAUAUGUACAAUGAAGUGCUAAUCUUGGUAGAGGAUCUGUGUUUGUCAAUUGCUAAUAAAGCGUUGACACAACUUGGUAUGAUUGCACCAAAUCGAAAUAUUCACGACAUUUUCAACAAAGAGUUGGAACGAGAACAACAAUACGACGGAUUUAUUGCAUUAGCCAUUGCUUCAUCGGGUAUUGCAGCUACAUUAUUAGAAGGAGGACGUACCGCACAUUCUGCGCUCAAAUUACCAUUAAAUUUACAAGUUAAUGAAGAACCAACAUGCAAUAUUUCCAAAAGAAGUGGAAUGGCAAGGGUACUCCAACAAUGUAAAAUCAACAUUUGGGAUGAGUGUACAAUGGCGCACAAAAAAUCGUUAGAGGCACUUAAUCGUGCAUUGAAAGACUUGGGUGAAAAUCAACGUUUAUUUGGAAAUGCAUUGAUUUUAUUAACUGGUGAUUUUAGACAAACGUUACCCGUUAUUCCGCGAUCAACCCCAGCUGAUGAAUUCAAUGCGUGCUUGAAACCAUCUAAUUUGUGGCGAUAUGUGACGAAAUUAACACUAAACACAAAUGUUCGCGUUCAACUCCAAAAUGAUUCAAGUGCUGAAGUUUUUUCAAAGCAAUUGUUACAAAUUGGCAAUUCCUAUUGAUAAUAAUGGCUUAUUUAAAUUUCCAGAUAAUUUUUGUCAAAUAGCAAAAUCAAAGACCGAAUUGGUGCAAAAGGUUUUUCCCGACAUAACACAAAAUUACAAGAAUCACAAUUGGCGAAGUGAACGAGCUAUAUUAGAUGGUACGAAUAAAGAUGUGAACGAGGUAAAUGCAGAUACCUUGGGUAAAAUACCUGGUGAUACUGUUGUAUAACGGUCUGCUGACACAAUUAUCGACCAAGAUCAAGUAGUUAACUAUCCAACCGGCAAAUUGGCAAAUUCAAGAAUGAAGACGUUCUAAUACCGAGAAUUCCAAUGAUUCCACCUGAAUUGCCAUUUGAAUUCAAGCGUUUGCAACUGCCCAUUCGUUUAGCAUUUGCAAUAACUAUCAAUAAAUCACAAGAGCAAACUUUAGAAAUAUGCGGGAUGAAUUUAGAAGAACCAGUAUUCACUCAUGGUCAACUAUGCGUUGGCUGUUCACGUGUUGGGAAGGCAAAAACAUUAUAUAUGUAUUUACUCAAAAACAAAUAGAAAAACAAAAAAUACUGUUUAUGCCAAAACGCUUUGAAUAAAGAAAUAAAUAAUAUGAAAACCAUAUCUUUUCUGUUCUAAACCAUAUCUAUUCUAUUUUAGUGUGCCCAGCGAAGCGGGCCGGGUUUGCUAGUUUAUCAUAUAAAUUGAUUGGAAAAUUAUUAAAAAAAUUACAAUUAACUUUGUUUUUGUUAACAGGUGCUCGCAUGUCGUUAAAAAUGCACCUACUUCACAGUCAUUUGGAUUAUUCUGCUCCGAAUUUGGGGGCUGAAAGUGAUGAAAAAGGCGAGCGAUUUCAUCAAGAUAUUGCUACGAUUUAAAAGCGUUAUGAGGGCUUUUGGGAUCAAGGAAUGAUGAGCGACUACUGCUGGAUGCAACUUCGUGAAGAUUCCGUGCAACAUAAAAGAAGAAGUUUGAGAGUAAAAGCGUAUUUUUGACCUAAAACAUAGUCAAGUCAAAAGCUGCAAAAUCUCACGUGUUGACUUUAUGAACAGAAAAAAGUGAAUAAACUUUGAUAAUUUAGUCAAAAACGUAAAAAAUGCCUUUUUUUAACUUUCAACAGCUGUUUUGCGAAAACUACGACUUCCAUUGACACGAAUUAUAUAUUGCCAUGUAGGUUAUAUAAUAUGUGUGCCUUUCGAAAUUUAUGCACUUCAAAGAAAUAGCGUGCACUGUUUUCGAGAUUGCAGGUAAUAACUGCACUAUUGCCUAAAAAACAGGUUUUUUGGGAAUAUCUCGGAAACCGUUCUUUGAAAAAAAAAAAUAAAAUUCAGUUUUGGUUUCAGCGACCUCAAAUUAGUUUAAAAAACACCUUUUGGUCGAGGACCAUUUUUGGCGUAAACUAGUGUUAUUAGUAGAGAGAACUAAAAAGGAAAAAUAAUAAUGUUUGACAUAAAUGUAAAAUAGUUAACAGAAAAAAAUUGAUAUCAUUUUUAAAAAGUGUGGGGUAAUAAAUAGAUAAUAUCUUGAAAAACUCAUAUAAUUGUUUUACACGCGUAUCAAUAUGACGAGACCUUGUAUCAAUUUGAAAAUAAUAUCGCUUUAUUCUGAGUGAAAGAUGUGAAGCACAAUUGAUAUGUUUUUCAUUUUGUAUUUAUUUCUUCAUCUUUCUUUUGGAAUAUUAUCCUGUUCUAACAAAAGCUUAUAUACAUAUUAAUAUGCAAUACAAUAAUUAGUGUUAUUAAUGAUCGGAUGGUGAUUCCGAUGUCCAGCAUUAUUUCCAUCUCUUUCCCUUAUGAUUUCAUUCCUCAUAAGUUCUCGUAGAGUAUGACCGAUUUUAGCUCUAAGAGUUCGAAUUUCGAUAGUUGAGUUAGCAUGUUCUGUAGUUGUUAUGUCUGCGCGUGUCUCCAUGGCAUAAGUCAUUAGUGGUCGAACGCAAGUUUUAUAAGCCCUACUUUGGUUUUUGUGCUCAUUACUUUGUUUCGCCAUAUUCGACACUGAUUUCGAACUUCAACUAUCAAGAUUUGUGAAGAUGUGAUCUCUGCUCCCAAGUAAUUAAUUUGUUCCAUACUUUGGUAAUACGCAGCAAGUUUACAUCGUAAUGAAUGACGCGAUGUAGUAAGCGAUUUGGUACGGAAUUAGUCAUAUUGUAUUAUCUACUUGAUGCUUUUUGCAAUUCAAAAAGUAGCUUUUGAAAAUUAUCUUCUGAAUCUUAGAUUAGUACCGGGUCGUCUGGAUAACAAAUUAUCGCUCUUUCCGUAUUUGAUAAUUUGUAUUGAUAUAUUGAUAAUUAUUAUUUUUCCAUUUAUACGCUUAUUAUUUCAUCCAUUAUAAGGUUAAAUAAUAUGGGGCUUAACCUGUUGCCUUGAAUAUUUUGAUUUAUUGUUUUAAAUAUACAAAUCUAUCCUGCUUUGCCGUUUUUCUCUUCAAUAACGUCCGAGAUAAAUAUUAUUCAGAGCAGAUAAAGACCACGCCCACAUUUUACAUUUUAAAACUAAAUUUCCGUCUCUAGACCUAAGUUAAAUUUUUCUACAUUGUUUGGGGGUAUAUAUUACAUGUGCACUAAGUUCGGGACGAAAUCAAUUUAGCGUUUUUCUCUUAUUACAGAAUAUUGCGAACUAGAGGAUCAGGAAGUCACUAAAUUCGCAAGGAAAUCAGCGUUGCCAACCAUACCAUUUUAAUGGUAUCUAUACCAUGAAACUGAGUCCCAUACCAUAUACCAUGAUGUCUAUCAUGGUAUCAUGGUAUAACAUUUCUUCCUCAGGAGAAACGGAAUGAAUGAUUUGGGAAAAAUUUUUUUUUCGAUGCGUUUAUUUAAAAAUUUUAUCUUAGUUUUUGGACAAUUUUAUCGAUGACACGGCUUCAGUCCGUGACUGAAUCAUUUGUAUACCGUUCGUUCGCAGCUACAAUUGAAGUGAUCAAUCGGUUUAUUCUAUUCUAUUUUGAAUUGUUGUUAGCUAUAUUCUGUCCAUGAAAGUAGAGGUGUAAGAAUGGAAAGCUGGAUACUAAUCACAUUCCGAGAGCGCCACAAAAAUUCACUAGAACCUCCGGUCGAUAAAAUCACAUCCGUCCAAUUGAAAAUUUCAACGAAUCACGGGCAACGCGACGAGAAUUCUACCAAUCACAGAAUUCCUUCCGAUAGAGAUGAUUCUACUUUGUUCGUCUACCACAAAACUCAUAUCCACUCAUGGUGUAACUUCAAUUACUCGUUGUAACAUUUUUCUGAUACACGCCGGCGCUCCGUUUGAAGUUUCUACACAAUCUCACAGGAAUUUUAUGCAUAUAAAUUGAAGGAUUCAGAGUACGAGUAGAGUAUUUUGCAGGUCAUACCUCAGAUAAAUAUCGAUGAAUGACAAUAACCUUUCUAGACUCACUGAAAAAAUCACCGUAGGUGCCAUGGAAGACGAAGAGGAUACUCAUCGUACUCCUCCCAAAAAAAAAUCGAGAGUCGAGAAAAAGAAGACUAAAAUCGUGCAAAGGUUCCGGGAUGAUUGGCUGGAGAAAGAGGAAUUUAAGUUUUGGUUACAACGUGUACCUGGUAAUCUGUGUAAAGCCAGGUGUAAACUCUGUUGUCAUGAGUAUACAGCUGACAUAUCAGUAUUAAGGGCACAUGGACAAACAGAGAAACACAGAGAAAAAGAAAAACCGCUGAAAGACAAGAGCAUGAAGAUGACACAGUUUGUUCAACGUGGGAGUGGCAUAGAAGAACCUUUGAGCAUUGCAGCAAAAAGCGCAGAAAUUAGGAUAGCUGCAUUCUGUGCCGAGCACAAUAUUCCCUACGCAGCAUUAGACCACUUAUCAGACUUGCUGAAAUCAUCUUUCUCUGACUCCAAAAUUGCCCACAAAAUUGUUCUCAAACGCACUAAAGGAACUGCCAUUGUCAAAAAUGUUAUUGGUGAGACUGAGAAAUGCAGGCUAGCGGAGAAGUUGAAAAUAACUAAAUUUAGUGUGUUAACGGACGAAUCAACGGACAUUUCAGCAACUAAGACAAGUUGUUUGCUGGCGAGAUAUUUCGAUGAAGAAGAAGGUAAAAUUGUGUCGAAAUUUUGGGACUUAGUACAAGUAUUGCAGCCUGGAAAAGUGACGAGUGCAACAGCUGAACACUUAUACAAUAAUAUCAUUGCAAGUUUCAAAGAGAGGGGGAUCCCAAUGGCGAAUAUCGUUGGUUUUGGGUCUGAUGGUUGCAGUGUUAUGAUGGGUGUGCAUAACUCUGUCGCUAGUCGUUUGAAGCGAGAUUUACCACAUAUCACCAUCAUGAAAUGCAUCUGCCACUCAUUGCAUCUUUGUGCAAGCGAAGCAUGUGAACAAUUACCACGUACGUGUGAGGACUUUGCUCGCAAUAUUCACAAUUUUUUUAACAGCAGUUCUAAACGUCAAAGUGAAUAUGUUGAGUUCCAGAUGUUUUCGAAUGUUGAGGUUCACAAGCUUUUGCAUCCUUCCCAGACACGGUGGUUAUCAUUGGCAACGGUGGUUGACAGAAUUCUCGAACAGUGGCCUGCUCUGUUGCUGUAUUUCACUGACCAAUGGCUGACAAUCAAGCUGAAAAUGGCACAGUCAAUUUAUGAGUGUUUGAAUGAUCCCUUCAACAAACUGUUCUUCUUCUUCCUUCAGUGGGUCCUUCCUAAAUUUACUGGAGUCAACAAGUAUUUCCAAUCUGCUAAAGUUGUGAUCACCGAUCUGCAUGAAGUAAUGAUUGACUUAUACAAAACUCUCCUGUAUAGCUUCAUGAAGAGAAACUAUGUCAAUUCACGUCCAUUGUCAGAAGUAGACCCAGAAGAUAAAGUUCACUAUCUGCCAAUGGCAGAAAUGUACUUGGGGGUACAGGUGUUGCUAGGACAGCAGAGCAGACAAGUCCAGGAGCGAUUGGAUUUACUGACACAUUUUCGUGAGAAAUGUCAAACCUUUUUGAUUUGUGCCUGUGUUCAGAUCAAGAAGAGGUAUGAUUUUACAAAUAGUUUUUUGGAAAAUUUGAGAAUUUUCAAGCCUAAAAACGCCUUAUCCAGCAUUGAACGAGAGAAAACGCCUUCGCUCAUUCCACUCCUAGUCACGCUCCCCAGAGUUUGUGAACAAGAGAAUUAUCAAGACGUGGAUGACCAGUGGCGUCGGUUGUGCUCUUACCCCCUUGGCCAAGAGAUCAAAGCACUGGACACAGAUUUAUUUUGGGCAACAUUAUUAUCUAUACAGAACGAGGGAGGUGUGCACUUGUUCCAGAAUUUCACAGAGAUUCGAACCUCCGUUUUCCGAAUUCUGAAUAGUAGCCACACACCAACGCUUCAGCUACGACGGCCGCCGAAAAAAAAUUACAUAUACAUAUAUAAAUAUAACACUGAUUUUAUAUAUAAAAAAUAAAAAAUUUCUUACCUGAGGAACUCAAUUACUACCAUUCAAAAAGAAAUUCCAGCAGCAGAUUCAAUAGCUGCUAAAUAUGUAUUUAGUAAACACAGUGUCCAUUGAGAUUCAUUAAUUUAAGUAACCGGCUUGGGGAACAUUUAAACAAUUUAAGUCGACAGGUUUAAAAUAGACGUUAUACCCAACGUAUACGUAACUGAAACUGUUAAUUUCAAAAUGUCAUAACUUUUUUUUAAAAAAUCGUACAAUAAUUUUAAAAAAUGGGUUUUAAAGCUAAAGAGUUGUACUAUGCAACCUUUUCGUCGAAAAUUGAAAAAAAAAAUUUCUAUCCCAAAAAUGGCUAAAAUGGCCAUUUUUUGACCUUUCAGGCUUCAUUCACCAAAAGUCCUGACGUGAUGGAGCAUUUUGAAGGUCAGAUUCGUUUUCAGCGCAUAAAAAACUACAAGAAAGAAGUACAGCCAUUCUAGAAACUCACCCUCGCAGGACUGUGUAAUUAAUACAGGUGUGCUCUGCAAAUGGUACGAUUUGAAACCGGGCGAUUUGCGGAACAUGUUUGAAAAAAAAAAAAAAAAUUUAAAUGGAAACUGCUAGAGCCACAUUAUUUACAUCAUAUCCAACGAUUUCUGGCCAAACGUCUGCUUUUUGUUAAGAAAUCUCCGAAAUAGGUUUUGUAGAUCGCAAUGAUCUUCAAUAGUACGAUUUGCAGAACACGUCUGUAUGUGUAUUAUUUAAAUCAGAAGUUUUCCUGUAUGCAUAUUUAAAAAAAAUCGAAAAUUGGCAAUACAUGAUACAGAAGCUUUGGGAUUUCUAUCGUAGAUCCAUUACUUUGAAAAACAGUAACACCUGAUUUUUAUAGGGAGGAACUACAAUCAAACAAGCUUUGUUUGAGGUAUUAAGGGUUUUUUUUUUUAUUUGAAAGAUAUAUGCCAUUAUGUAUAGAAUGAAAUUGUAUGGGGCUUACGAAAGCCCAAAUAGCUUAUAUUCCAGUGUGAGGAAUUGAUUGGGCAAAGGCAAACCAAAAGGCUGACUCCUUCACCAAAAGGUGUAUUACAAGUAGUUUUGGCAGCAAGGACCUUGAAUUGUACUACCAUGAGUACAACACUACUAGCACUAUAAAUUCUAUCACCUCCGUAAAUUAAAUCUCUCCUAUAUAUUAUCUAUAUAUAUAAAAAUUAAGCCUAAAAAAAGUGUGCGUUUGUCCGGGGUAAUCUCAGCAACGCGUGUAAGGAAAACAAUGAAAGUUUCACACAUUGUUGGUGUUGCUUUGGCAAAGGUUUCUGUGAAAUCUGAUAACGCAUGUGUGUGCGGUGCGUCGGUUAAGUGAGUGUGUUUUUGCUAUUUGCCGCACUUAUUUUUUGUACCGCACAUAGCAUUCAUUAGAAUUGAAUACAUUUUGGUCGUGUGUGUCUGGGCCGAUUAUUAUGAAAUUUGGUAUAUAUAUGUUUAUAUUUUUCCACGGUGAAGGUUAGUAUAAUAUGCUUAUUGAUUCCACUCGCCACCAGGUGGCGCUGCCGAAGGCCAAAACGAAGACCCGGGUAAUCCUAGGAUGUGUUUUUACAUUGUGGGUAUCAAAUCAAAGUUACUGAUGAGUGCUUUAAUACAGAGUAUUUUUUAGAUCUCUGAGUGACCAGGGUCUCGAGAUAUAGCCGAAAAGGUGGACCAAGGUACCCUUGGAUGUGUUUGUACAAUAUGGGUAUCAGAUGGAAGCUGUUGAUGAAAGCUUUUAAGUGAAGUAAUUUUUACUGCCCGUUUCCGGGAUAAAGAAAGGAGAUGGAGCUUGAGAGGGAAGAAGAAAAUUAGUAGCUACAGGAAGAGGAAGAGGAGGAGGAAGAGGAAGAGGAAGACCACUUAUUAUUAAAAAUUAAAAAAAAAAUUCUAAAAAAAUUUUAAAAUGUUACAUAUACGCUUAUUAUAUAAACGUUAAUCUGAAGUCAGUUAUAGUGAAAAAUUCAUUGUAUCAUUGCCGGCGUGAUUGGUGAUCGUUUUCUUAAUUUUUUGCAGAAAGGUUAUGCUAAAUGAGAUAUUACCUAUAUCAUUCAUAUAUUUACGUAUUACCUGUGUACUCACAAAUAUACGGUUGAAGCAAAUAUAUGUCAGUUUUUUUACUUCGCCUGGAAAAGUUUAUCAUGCCUAUUAUGAUAAACGUCGGAUGAUAUGCGGCGGGAGUUAACUCGAUCCGCACUCGAUUCACUUUUUCACAAAAAUGGUAUUAUUGCUACCGACGGAUGCACUGCAUUACAAUCCGUGAACUGUGUUAUCAGCAUAAUCAGCUGUGCAAAAGACCAAUAAAUAUUUGUUAAAUGUGUAAAAUGGAUUCAAUAGCUUUUUUUUUGGAUUUUUAAUGAAAGUACAAGCAAUGAUGCAAGACGAACCCGGAAAAAAGUAAGGGAUAAUGCUGUUGACGUGUUCCAGUUGCCUGAUGAUGUGUAAGUUCACUUUUUAAGGACAAUUGACGAAAAUUUAUGUGAACUCCUCUUGUAGAUUUGUUAAGCAAUUCCGCCUUAAUAAGAUAGCUUUCCAAUAUGUUCUUAACAUAUUAAAGAGGGAAAUGCCUCCUGUUAUUAAAACAUGGUCGAUAUCGCCAGAGCUAAAACUAGAAGCCUGUCUAAGAUUUUUUCCUGAAGGGGGUUAUCAAAAUGGUACUGGGCAAGAUUUUAAUAUUGGCAUGGCGCAGUCCACAGUGUCCAUAGUACUGUCAGAAGUUUUAAAUAUUUUAGAGGCAACACUAUGCCCCAGAUGGAUAAGCUUGGCAAUGACCGAGACUGAAGAGCUUGAAGCCAAAAGAUAUUUUUUUGGAAAAACAAGAAUUCCCGGCAUAGUUAUGUGCGUAGAUGGCACACACAUAAAAAUUGUGAAACCUGCUGGAGACAAUUCGCAUCUUUAUUAUAAUAGGAAAGGAUAUUACAGUAUUAAUGCAAUGAUAGUAAGUUAAUUUCUGAAAUUUUAAUUGACUAAUAAAAUGACUUUUUUCUAUCUUAAGAUAUGUGACCAUAAGCAGCGAAUAAGGUAUAUGAACAGUAGGUACGCAGGUGCAAGUCACGAUUCUUUUAUUUGGGAAAAUAGUGAGGCUUCAAGACAUUUCCAAACCAUGUAUGAAAAUGGACACAGCAGCACUAGAUUGUUGGGUGACUCUGGAUACCCACUUUUACCCUGGUUGAUAACGCCCUUCCGAAAUGCCGGAGCGAAUACACCCCAAAGCCGUUUCAAUAAAAGCCAUAGCUCGGGUCGCAAUACUGUUGAACGCACAAAAGGUGUCUGGAAGAAUUGGUGUCGAUGCUUGCUCUCAGCUCGCCAACUUAAUUAUUCUCCGGAAAAAGUGGCUUAAAUUGUUAAUGUUGCGGCGGCACUUCACAACAUUCGGAUCCAUUAUAAUAUUUCAGACGAAUAUUUAGAAGGGGUUUUUGAAAGUGAAGAGUAUGAAAAUGGCGAGCCUGUACAACAUCAAAGAUAUACCAAUGAAGCAAAUCAAAUCCGGAAUGAAAUGCUACACAGCUUUUUAUAAAGAAAGAUUUUUUUGUUUUCAUUUAACGUACAUAAAUAUAUGUAUGUUUGCAUAUAUUUCUUAAGAACAAAAUAAAAACAGCCUUCUUGGCAAAUGUUGCACAUUAAAACUUAAGCUUAAAAUAUAAUAUGUUUUCAUUUAACGUACAUAAAUAUAUGUAUGUUUGUAUAUAUUUCUUAAGAACAAAAUAAAAACAGCCUUCUUGGCAAAUGUUGCACAUUAAAACUUAAGCUUAAAAUAUAAAAGCCUUCUUGGCAAAUGUUGCACUUUAAAACUUAAGCUAAACAAAAUUUCUAAUUCACAGUCAUUUUUUAAGUCUCAAUUGCUUGUUAACUUCUCCUAAUUCAAUGCUUAAAAGUUCUUUUUUCACCCUUAAUUUUUCAAUAGCAUUUGUCUCCAUAGCCAUAUUAUGUCUUUUUGUCUCCUCAAGAAAAGCUUGGAGAAUUUCAUUGUUUUUCUUCUGGUGAUCACCCAGAAGGUCAACCGACCUAGUCAGAUUUUUCAGUUCUUUUUUUACAUUUUUAA
Anastrepha ludens (Mexican fruit fly) is the source of this 11684-nucleotide messenger RNA. RefSeq lists its product as uncharacterized. The record is from RefSeq and is a predicted model, not a curated record. Lineage: Eukaryota; Metazoa; Arthropoda; Insecta; Diptera; Tephritidae. The transcript has 2 exons. The coding region runs from base 5654 to 7657 and encodes 667 amino acids.